This is a messenger RNA of Ictalurus punctatus (channel catfish), 3137 nucleotides long. RefSeq names its product RAB11a, member RAS oncogene family (gene rab11a). The transcript is spliced from 5 exons. Bases 121 to 768 code for a protein of 215 amino acids. Gene Ontology annotation, biological process: melanosome transport; exocytosis; neurotransmitter receptor transport, endosome to postsynaptic membrane. The record is from RefSeq and is a predicted model, not a curated record. Gene Ontology annotation, molecular function: GTP binding; GTPase activity. Lineage: Eukaryota; Metazoa; Chordata; Actinopteri; Siluriformes; Ictaluridae. Gene Ontology annotation, cellular component: postsynaptic recycling endosome; transport vesicle; axon.
UGGCUACCGAAUUCCACCCAAUCUGACUGCAGUGCAGCAGCAGGAAGGACGGAGCGGGCUGUUUCCAUUUUAGCUCGAGAAGUCUUUACCUACCAUUGUUUAACCUUAAUUUCUAGCAAGAUGGGAACAAGAGACGACGAGUAUGACUACUUGUUUAAAGUGGUUCUGAUUGGAGACUCUGGCGUGGGGAAGAGUAACCUUCUGUCCCGUUUCACCCGCAACGAGUUCAACCUGGAAAGCAAAAGCACCAUUGGAGUUGAAUUUGCUACUCGCAGCAUUCAGGUGGAUGGGAAGACCGUAAAAGCCCAGAUAUGGGAUACGGCUGGGCAAGAACGCUACAGAGCCAUCACCUCAGCGUAUUACCGUGGUGCUGUGGGGGCUCUGCUGGUGUACGACAUUGCCAAGCAUCUGACCUAUGAGAAUGUGGAGCGCUGGCUGAAGGAGCUGAGGGACCAUGCAGACAGUAACAUUGUUAUCAUGCUGGUUGGCAACAAAAGUGACCUGCGCCAUCUCCGGGCUGUGCCCACUGAUGAGGCACGCGCAUUCGCAGAGAAGAAUGGGUUGUCUUUCCUGGAGACAUCAGCUCUGGAUUCCACCAAUGUGGAGACAGCCUUUCAGACCAUCCUGACUGAAAUCUACCGCAUCGUGUCCCAGAAACAGAUGUCGGACCGCCGGGAUAACGACAUAUCGCCCAGCAACAACGUGGUGUCCAUCCAGGUGCAGCCCACUGAGAAUAAGCCAAAAAUGCAGUGUUGCCAGAACAUCUAGCCCUGUCUAUGACCUCCUUUUCCUGCAAAGCCCACCUGCAGAAAAGCCCCCAUCCCCCCCCACCCCACCCCCCUACCCCCCUUCUUAAAGACUGCUUUGGUUCAGAGGCGCAGCUGCACGCUUGGGCUAGAGCACAGAAGCUGUGUUUCCAAACCUCAGAUCUCAAAAGGGUUACCACCUGCGCUCUGGACUAACAUUAUGUUGUUGUUGUUUUUUUUUUUUUUUUUUUCCUGCCAUGGUAGGCUUUUUUUAUUGCAAAAUUUGAAUAAUCAGUUGUGCUGAUCUUCAUGGAAACGUCUUAAUAUAUUAUUUCAUUUGCGAACAGUGUGAGGUUUGUUCAUGGCCGUGUCUUGCGCAGCUGGCCCGUGUUUGUGUCUGAACUUGUCCUAAGAUUAGACACUGGCAUUAAGGAGGUGUUACUGUUUGCUGUAUUUAGAGAGUUUGGAUACUAGAUGUUAAACUAGCAUUAGGCCCCAGAGAUCGAUGACCUCCCAACUUUAGCUAUUGCUGUGUGUAUGCAAAUGCUUCACUUUGCAUGAAAACCUAAAUACCAUCUUAGGAGCACUCCUAUUAUUGUAUUUUCGACAGUAUCUGAGCGGAUAGCGUAACAAAUCAGUCCUGAUUUGUUGUGGCUCCUGUGGUCUGUAUAGUAGAAUAUGCUUGCAUGCUUUAUCAGAACUCUGGAAAGAGGAGUAGGAAGAUCUUUGGUACAGAGAACCCCACAGACAUGACUCCUCACACUGACAUCGUGUUCCUCAUGCUGCUGCAGUUUCAAUUCAUCCUGUGCAUUUCUUGUAGAGUAGUGCUUUUAGUGCCUUUCUCAGUGGAAUGUCACACAGGGAAGCCUUUUUUUUUUUUUUUUUUUUUUUUUUUGGGCACGUGUGCUCACACUGUGUGGGCUUUUUCCUCCUGCUCUUCACAGCAGUGCUGUGAGGCCUUCAUCACAUGAUCUGCAGUGCUAAAAUGGUAGUAUUCAUCAAUUAUGACUGCUGCCUUGUUUUUUUUUCUUGAUGUUUUUGCCCUCUGAUGUCACAUCUCUUUUUGGUUCUUUUAGCCAGGUUAAACAACCAGUUUAAAUUGUUCAGAAACGAUGAUUGAUUGCAAAAAUUGAGGGGAAAAAAAAGUCAAUUCAAAAACAUUUGAGCUUAGACUUUGGCAGUCAGUGCGGGUAGCUGUUUAAACAGCACUGAAACACUAUAAAGAUUUCUGUAGUAUAGUUUAUAUAAUAAAUGAGGACCGAUCUUAAAAUACAAGUGUCAAACAAACUUUCCAUUCAGUGUACCACUCUCCUUAGUCAAGAAAAAGUAUAGCUAGACCACUGCACACAUGACAUAACUGAUGAUUGUAGGCUGGAGCUUUUUUAUAUUUUUUGCACCAAACACACUAUUUCUUUCCUUAUCUAACCCACACUACAUGUUAAUUCUUUAGUAUUUAUUCUACAAUAGCCAACUGAUCUAUUGUUUUGUGCCUAUUAUGUAAGACUCCUGAAAUGUUAGGACAGUACUAUGUUUCUGAUCAAAAUAAAUUAAGAAUGUAUCAUGUAGCCCAGUAUAAUCAUGUUGUGAUUGUAAAAGCAAGCAUUCCUAUGAUUCAGCAAAUGUGGGGAACAUCAUAAACUGCUAAUCAUGUUUGCACCAUGGCUACCUAAGGAAUAAUAUUGUGUGUAAAAUAGAAAUGAUAGUGAGGACAAUAUGCAUGAUCUAUUCUGGUAUAUCCUUAAAACCCAUACACCCUGUCUGUUGCACUUAAAUGUUAAGAGAAUUCUCCCUAAAGCUAGGUGCUCUUACGAGACCUCUUUGGGUAAGGAAGGGAAACUCCCUUGUAAUAGCUGGUAUAAUAAUGCAAAAUAAAAAGUGUGUGUGUGUGUGUGUGUAGGUCUGAACCUCUUGACAGCUUUUCACAAAAUCAGUCAUAGUGAAUUCAGUAUGAACAUUUGCAAUAUGGCAGUCUAAAGCAGAAUAGAAUAGUUGUAAAGAAAAUUGUAUACCUAUCAAGUUGGACACUGUCUUUCUCUAUGCAUUCUGUGACUAUAUGGUAUUGGGCCUUCCUCUAAACUGGCCCUUGGGACCCUGAUACUAAUCAUGUAACUGACUGGUAGAGGGCUAAAGGGCAGUGCCAAUGAUGUAUGGGUACAGAUGGCACAGCUAUGCCCAGCCUAAGCACUGCACAUAGCUGGUUUGUCUUAUGUUUAUCUGAAUAUUGAUGUUCUGUCAGCUCUCUUUCACAUAUUGCCUCAUUUGUUUUGUCUGUGCUGUACUGUGAUUUUUUUUUUUUUUUUUUUUUUAGUAUUAGCAUUACAACAUACUAUUACUCUAUCCACUGUAAUUCAAAUUUCAGAGUGACAAAUAAAAUUACAGUUAAGUGAGUAA